This is a messenger RNA of Phymastichus coffea, 1393 nucleotides long. RefSeq lists its product as uncharacterized. NCBI's taxonomy places the organism in Eukaryota, Metazoa, Arthropoda, Insecta, Hymenoptera, Eulophidae. The transcript has 4 exons. The coding region runs from base 132 to 656 and encodes 174 amino acids. The record is from RefSeq and is a predicted model, not a curated record.
GCAACGAACCACGCGCAGUCGAGAUAUUUUACCCACCCUCGGCAUACACACACACGCACGCACGCGCGUCCACGCACGCACGCGCGCGCUCGCACGUGAUGCAAAGGUAAAGCGAAGAACGACGCAUCGACAUGGCAAUCAAGCGGCUCUUCGUCGCGUGCUUCGGAGUUUUGGCUCUGGCGACGCUCUGCCAUUCUCUGGCGCUCACCACUUUCGGCAAGUCCAACCCGCAGAACAACAACAACUACAACAACAAUCAGAACAACGAGAAGCAGAGUAGCGAUCAUCCGCCAGCUCGCGAGUGCAUCUCCGAUUCGGAGUGCGCAGCUAUUCGAGGUACUUCUUGCUUGGAACCGAUUUUCGCCCUCAAGGUUGAUAACAAGCUGAGAUGCCUAUGUGGUGACUACACCGAGCCGAAAAACGGUGCCUGCGAGAAUAUGUAUAAAAGCGUCAGAGUGCAGUGCAGCGACCACAGUGAAUGCACGCCUGGAGCUUUAUGUUUGAGAAGCAACGACACCUCUGUACCUGGUAACAGGUGUUGGUGUAAGAAAGGCUACGACGUCGACGAAGACAUGCUAUGUAGUGGUAGUCCGGUUGCAAUUGGAUUUUCUGCACUGUCGUUGAUCGCUGGUCUCUUACUAACUCGUAACGUUUAGCCGAAAAAAUUUAGAAUGAUAUUAUUAGAGAUCAAAUGGAGUUCGUUACAAUUGUGAUAAGUUUCGAAUGGUUUGCUCCAUCGGAAAAGUUUAUUUUGUAUCGAUCGAUCUGCACAAAAUGUGUGAAUUAUAUUUAGGCUGUAUAUUUUUCUUGAUUAUGGACUCAUAAAAUGAUACAUUUAACGAUUUAUAAUAUUUUUACAUUACAUCGAAAGACUAUAGUGUAGGUUUCGUGCACCGAGUUAUUUAAAGAUGGAAUAAAAAGUCACAUUAAAAACAACAAUUUCACGCACACUGCUGUUCUCUUACUAUUUUUGUGAAUAUUAACUGAGUUAUCGUAUUGCCUGUUUGUCCACCGAAUAAGAAUUUCUUGGAUGGAAUCUCCUCUUUAAACUCGAAAUCUGCAAAAAAUAUGAAAAAAUAAACAUAUUACAAUUAAAACAUAACAUUCUAAGCAUACAUUACAACGAUUAUCUCAAUUAUGAGAAAAUGUUAGAAACAUGUCUAUUAUCAAGUUUUUAUAAAUUAAAUUGUAAAUCAACACCAUUCAUAUUAACAAAAUUGUCCAUGUACAAAUUCUAAUAAUACGAAUGUAAUUCAAAGUAACAGAUGUAUAAAUACAAAAGAGAAUAAUUUGGUUUGCUCUUGCGUUUGUCAAUUCUUCGUUGAAUAUAAUAAUUAACAAUUGUAAUGUUUACACAGCUACUGCUUAUGAAAAACUGUACAAAAUAAAACGA